Messenger RNA from Heterotrigona itama, 198 nucleotides. NCBI's taxonomy places the organism in Eukaryota, Metazoa, Arthropoda, Insecta, Hymenoptera, Apidae. The record is from the annotation of a GenBank genome assembly.
AUGGAUAAACCAGUAGUUUUGGCUCGUGUUAUAAAAGUCCUAGGUAGGACUGGUUCGCAAGGACAAUGUACACAAGUAAAAGUCGAAUUUCUGGGCGAACAAAAUCGACAAAUUAUCAGGAAUGUAAAAGGCCCAGUACGAGAAGGUGAUCUCUUAACCUUAUUGGAAUCUGAACGUGAAGCAAGAAGACUUCGAUAA